Messenger RNA from Mytilus trossulus (common blue mussel), 4825 nucleotides. RefSeq names its product ras-related protein Rab-4B. Gene Ontology annotation, molecular function: GTP binding; GTPase activity. The record is from RefSeq and is a predicted model, not a curated record. NCBI's taxonomy places the organism in Eukaryota, Metazoa, Mollusca, Bivalvia, Mytilida, Mytilidae. The coding region runs from base 124 to 762 and encodes 212 amino acids. The transcript has 7 exons. Gene Ontology annotation, biological process: vesicle-mediated transport; regulation of endocytosis; Rab protein signal transduction. Gene Ontology annotation, cellular component: plasma membrane; recycling endosome.
CAACCUUUAGUCAUAGUCUCGUAAAAAAAUUGAACGAGAUUUGAUAUCAGCUGUCAACACUGAAAAUAGAAUCUUUUUUAAGCCUUACCAGGUCAAUUUAAUGCGUCAAGUCGUAGUUUGGAAAUGUCUGAAUCAUACGACUUCUUAUUUAAAUUCUUGGUGAUAGGGAGUGCUGGUACAGGAAAAUCUUGUAUUUUACAUCAGUUUAUAGAAAAUAAAUUUAAGCAAGAUUCUAAUCACACUAUUGGAGUAGAGUUUGGUAGUAAAGUGGUAAAUGUUGGCGGUAAAUCAGUGAAGUUACAGAUCUGGGACACUGCUGGUCAGGAAAGAUUCAGAUCUGUAACAAGAAGUUAUUACAGAGGUGCAGCAGGUGCCCUUCUUGUGUAUGAUAUCACAAGUCGAGAGACUUACAAUGCCUUAACUAACUGGUUGACAGAUGCUAGGACGCUGGCCAGUCCUAACAUUGUCAUCAUCCUUGUAGGAAAUAAAAAAGAUCUGGAAGCUGAGAGAGAAGUUACAUUUCUUGAGGCCAGUAGAUUUGCACAAGAAAAUGAACUGAUGUUUUUAGAGACCAGUGCAUUGACAGGAGAAAAUAUUGAAGAAACAUUUCUGAAGUGUGCAAGAAAUAUUUUGACCAAGAUUGAAUCAGGUGAAUUAGACCCUGAGAGAAUGGGAUCAGGUAUACAGUAUGGUGAUAGUUCAUUACGUCGUCUACAGCAAAGAGAACAACAGCGACAGAAGAAAGGAAUCUGUGACUGUUAGCAUUUGUAGUCUUUCAUUAUUUUAUGUUGUUUGUAUAUGCUAACCUAUAUAACUGUUCUUUUUACUUUGGAUGAGUUAUCUCCCUUUGUAGUCGUCUAUUUAGACAUAGCUAUCGGAUGAGUUAUCUCCCAUUGUAGUUGUCUUUUUUAGACAUAGCUAACUUAUUCUUGCUUCAAAGUAUUAUAUAGAACACUGAAAAGUUAGAUGUUCUCAUAUAUCUGCUUUUGAAAUUGGUUGUGAUGUGCUAAUACAAGUACAUAGGUACCGGUAUAUUGAUAUUUAUGUGAUGCAUCUAAAGAUCUGUCAGUUUUGAAAUUUAAUGGUUUUCUAGUUUAUUAGCUCUGCUAGGAUAUGAAUUAACGAUGUGAAUUGUAAGUGUCUAUGUUUGAUCCAACUUUGUCCAAAUCCAUGGCAUUAUUCCCUUAUUACUGUGAAUUCAGAAAUCUGUAGAUUGUACUUGAACAGAGUGAGAAAAAUGUCAGAUUAACUGAACAUAGUGAGACCUUAUUUCUAAAUUCCAAAUUCUCUAAACCAUUUCCUGAAUAUAUGUACUUCCUUUAGUAUUGUGCAAUUUAAAAUCGACACAUCAAAUGUGGUUUAUUUAUCUUUCAAUAAUUGUUUCUAAAUUUCUAAAUAAUUCUUAUCUCUUCCAAAAGUGAUAUACAUUCAUGACAUUAUGUUAUUUUUGUGCAUAUAUGACCAUCUUAGGAAAUCUAGCAACAAUACAAUUGUCAUUGUUGGACAAAUAAGGCUUCCUAUCUUCCUAUAUCGUAUAAUUAACAAUUCAGCAAUGCUAUACAUAUUUGUUUUUGUCACAGUCCAUUUUGUCUUUUGUUAUAAAAUUAUAUUGAUAUCAAGUGUAAUUUGUUUGUACAUUUUCAUUAAGAAAUUACUAUGAUGAAAUGUCCACAUACAUGUAUUUGAAAUUUAGAGUUAAAUGAUUUUUUAUUUAUAAAAGAAUUCAAGUAUCCAUGUAUUUUUUUCUCAAAUUAUAGCUUUAUUAAAUAGUGCUAUUAAUUUAUAUCCAUUCUAUUGGAAUUUUAUAGGGAAAAAAAUAAUGUUAAGUACAUUUGCUGUAUGCUCUUAACAUUUUACUUUGAUAAUGCAUUUUGCAAAUUAAAGCAUUUUGCUUAACUUAAUUAUUCUUAUGUAUUUUACCUGUUGUACAAAGGAUUACACAAGAAAAUUUUGAAAAUAAGAGUAUAAAUUCAAAAAAUGAACUGUUUCCCACAUGUAAAAUAAUAGUGAGUGAUUUGUUGUAGAUGUUUUGUUAUAAGAGUGCUUGUUAAUAUAUAUUUUUUGUGUCAUAUCACAUUUUUUUGUAGAGUAUUUGUAUACUUUUAUUAAAUGUUAUGAGGUUUGUGCAAGGAAUAGGAGACAUUUUGUUUGUAUUUUGUCUUGAAGUGAUUUUCUUCAUAUAGCAAUGAUUUUCUAUAGCUCAGAAUUAGUCUGGGGAUGGAGGUAAUUUAUUAAUUUCAUUUUAUUAUCCAGAAUUAAUUCAAAAUAGGAUUCAUUUUGAAAUGUGCAUUGAAAUAUUUAUCUUAAUAAUAAAAAAAAAAUCAGACAAACACCUUUUUUGGCUUGACCAUAUGGUAGGCUUGUUACUGCGGAUUGAAUAUUAAUUCUGGGACACCAGUUUUCAAGAAUUUCUUUGUUAUAGGUGAACCAUGAAUUCAAAUGUUCAACACAUACAAAUUUACUACAGUAAUUUAAAUAAUGAUUUUUAAAAACCCACAAAAUCAAAUAUCCUGAAAAUUACUACAUUAUAUUUUUCUUCAAUCCAUGAAAUUUGGAAUCAAGGAAAAUGAAUGAAUCCAUAGCAUUUGUAGAGUUUUUGUCAAGUUAUAUGUAAAAUUUUGUAUUUAUAAUUAUAGUACACUAAGUUCAUUGAAUUAUAAAUCACUCUUUGUUUUGUAUUAUUACAUAUUUUACACCAUUGAUGUUGAAUGCGUCUUUCUGAACGUCUGCUUUUUUCAACAAAUAAGAUUUGUAAAACAGGGUCAUAAAUCAUAUAUAGUGCUAUUUCUAAAUUUCCACAAGAAGUAGUCACUUGGUUUUCCUUUGAUCCAGUAACUCCAAAAAACCAACAAGAGUGAUUUUAAAUUCAAUCUAAUGUGUAUUUGUAUGAAAUUGCUUUUUGAUGAUGAGAUGUAUAUAUUAUUUUAUAAGUUUAUUGAUCAUUUAUAUCAUUUAAUUAAAUAGGAACAUGACAUUACUUGAUCAUGUAUAAUCUCAUACCUCAUAUUUACAAUGAAACAAAAUUUCAACAUUUUAAAAACUAAAAGCUAAUUAAAUAUUCAUUGAAGAUGAAAUUUUCAAUAUGUUAUGCAGUAAUUUAUGACUAACUUUUUUAGCAGUAUUUGCAAUUCAUUUAUUUAAUGAAGUGGAAAUUCUAAAAUAUGCUGUCAAAGGCUAUAACAUGUCAAUGUAAAUUUGUAUGAAGUCAAACACAAUUUGUAUGUGAAUUCUGAAAAAUAUUCUUUCAACUUUUGGAGGAACUGAAGUAACAGUUGAAAUUUUAUUUUUCAUGAAAAUUCCAUUCUCACGCUGGUUUUACAGGAACAAUAUACUUUCAUAGUACAUGCACAUUGUAUUAUGCUUUUAUAUCUAAAGUAUACUCUCAUUCAUAGUUCCAGUUUGCCUUAAUUGUUGAAAAAUCAUUAGUUUUUGAACUUUAUAUAACUGCUAAUUACUAUAUCCACUUGCUUUUACUAUCUCAAGCAUAAUGCUGUCUCAGCUGUUGAUUUAUACUUUUUCAAGUCAACAUUUUAGUAUUCUAAAAUUUGGGCAAAUAUAAAUUUUUGUAAAAUUGAUGUUGUCAGAAAUUUCAAAAAUAAGAUUACUUGUGUAUAAAAAUUUUGAAAAUAACAAAUUUAAAAGAUGAAACCAUGAAAUUUAAGAAAAACUUUUUUUUGACAAAAAAUACAAUUUACUAGAAAUAAGGUUCAGGUACAUUGUUAUGUGUCAGUAUCUAUAAUAUGCAAAGAACAGUGAAACCAUGAGUAAACUGGACAACUGCCUAAACUGAAAUCGACUUUAGAUAGGUUUCACUGUUACUUGUUAAUAACCUACACUGUUUUUAUGUUGUGCAAAAUAUAUCAUGCAUUUAUCAGAAUAAUUUGUUGUAUUAUAACUAGCAUAAUAACACCACAGAUAAAUUUUGUAGAGCUGUGGAGGUUGCAUGUUUGUGUGAAUUAUCAGUGUCAAGCACUUUGUGAUUAUAAUUAGGUCACCAUUUUCUGUAUAAAAACUUUGUCUUUAUACUGAUAUUUGUUCUACAUGUAUGUGGUAGUAUCGUUUCUUGACAUUCCUUAUAACUUUCAACAAACAGGGCUUGAAGUCAUAAAACUUUUCUCAGUGCUCGGAGCACAAAAAACCCAGCAUUAUGAUUGGUUAAAUUUGGAGUACGAGUACUAAAAACUAACUUGAAAGUUUUAUGACUGAGAGGCCAGAACACAAAUGAUUUGUAGUUUUGAUAAGUUUAAAUGAGUAAGCAUUUAUAUCAGGAAUUAACUUUAUCCUUAUUUCUGCUAAAUAUAUUUCUAUUACACAGUUAUUUUGAUUUUUUUUCAAAUGUCAAAUUAUAAAUCAAGGAUUUUUUUAUCAUUUAAAAAGUUGUUAAUUUUUUUUAACUAUUUAAGUCUAAAUGAUGUUUUCCUUUUAAUAAAACCUUUGAGAUGAUACAGUCUUAUUUAAGGCCAUAUUACAGAAUGCAAAUUUUUCAUGAAAAUAGUUACAAGAAUAGAUCUAUUCAAGUUUGUUUAACAAUUACUGAAAAAAUCAAGUUUGGAUGUAAGCACUACUGUUACAUAUAUUGAUAUUCAUCUAAUUGCAAAAAGUUAAGAGAUUUUUAAAAGUUUAUUAUGCAAGAUCCUUUCAUGAAAAUAUUGGGUCCAAUACCUUUAACAUACAGAUCAUUUAAUUAUGGCAAAUUUGGAUAACAAGUAACAAGGUAUUGCAUCAAAACACAGACAUGUUUCCAUGACAAUAUUAAAUCCAAUGGAUGAAUCUGAUAUUUUUGAGACAUUUGUUUCCACAACAAAUAAAAAUAAUCAUUAUCAUA